Messenger RNA from Dermacentor silvarum, 19187 nucleotides. RefSeq names its product protein dimmed. The record is from RefSeq and is a predicted model, not a curated record. Gene Ontology annotation, molecular function: protein dimerization activity. The transcript has 10 exons. NCBI's taxonomy places the organism in Eukaryota, Metazoa, Arthropoda, Arachnida, Ixodida, Ixodidae. Bases 980 to 1624 code for a protein of 214 amino acids.
AGCGUGCAAGCGCGAGAAGGCGCUCGAUACCGAGUGUAGUAGGGCCGCCCCAGUGGCUUGCAAACGUGGCGCGCCUGAGACGGCGGUGUUUCUCUCGAGUCCGCUGUUUUCGGACGUCCAAGUGUGUGGCUCGCUGUCGUUAGACUUCGCUCGUUCUGUCUGCAGCGUCCGCGGUAGUGUUGAUUGUCUUUUUUUUUUUUCUUCUUCUAUCGAGUGCGCGUGUGACAGUGCGAGUUGUCUCGACCGUCGGAACCCAAUCGCUACGUCGGAAUCGGAAGCGUGUGAAGUGCCAAAGUCGUCCCGCAAGCCGGUCGGCCGUGCGUCGUAUUGCAGACGGUGUGAAAAGCAGACGAACUCGCACUGCGCGUGUCGUCUGCUACUUUUCGCCCCCCGGGUUUUCUGCGGUUUGUGCUCGCGUUUUGUGGUGGUGUUUUUUUUUUUUUUCCCCAAGUUUCAUUUUUGUUUUCUUCUACGGUUUUGAUUUGUUCGCUGGUCCUCGCUCCGUGAAAAAGAAGACGCCGCCGCCGAGGUCUGGCAGUGUUGGCUGAAAGAACUUAAUACUACGUGACUCACGACUGCGACGCAACCAGGAUAUCGACCCUGCGGUGAUCGACCUGAACGCUGCCUUAAUUGACUUCCGUGACAGCCUUGGCGCGAAAGGUGACUUCUGACUUCAGGUAAAGCCACCGGCCCGCAUUUCUCGGCAGGUUGAAGCAAGAAAAGCGGACAUCCCACAAGGAGCGAUCUUCACCAUUGGCAGACGCGCCAGCUGCAACUCAAAACUUACAGAGUUCCGAACGCCUGGAGCACGAGACCCUGUAGGCGCGAAGUCCGAGCGGCCCGCGCCUCCCACCGCCACCUGCCGGCCGUCUCAGGCCCUGCAUGAGGUUGCCGCGUGAAAUGACCACGUGACGUCACCACCCAUUGCUAGUGCCCUGAGCCAACGACUCCUGCUGGUUGCGUACGACGCAGGGAGGUCAUGGUGAGGUCUCGAGGCGAAGACACGGCGGCUCACGAAGAGGACCCGCUGGGCGCCGAGGACUGGCCUGACGAGGCGCGCCAGCCCGACAGGAAGAGGCCCAGGCCGGACUCGAGAUCUUCUAGCAACCUGGCGAACGACAUCUCGGAUGGCGCUCGCUCCGACUCGUCCUCGUCCGGCGGCCAGGGCGGCGGGACGACGAGCGACUCGCCCCCGCCUCCGCCCAUGGCAUCCACGGACGGCGCCACCCGACGAAGGCCGCCCCCGAGCGCCGCCGGUGCUGCCCCUACCGGCGGGAGGCGGCGGCGCAGCGCCCUCUCGGCCAGGGAGCGCAACUUGCGGCGCCUUGAGAGCAACGAGCGAGAGCGCAUGCGCAUGCACUCGCUCAACGACGCCUUCCAGGCAUUACGCGAGGUGAUCCCUCACGUGGCCAUGGAGCGCAAGCUGUCCAAGAUCGAGACGCUCACGCUGGCUAAGAACUACAUCAUGGCGCUCACGAACGUCAUAUGCGACAUACGCGGCGACCCCAAGCCGUACCAGUUCUGCCCAGCCGAGCUUCCAUUGCACGACGACGAAGAGGACGACAUCGACGAAGACGACCUCAAGGAGGACGACCUAUCGGUCAGCGACGGUGGCGCCCCCUGAGCGCCGUUUACACCGCCGCCGUCGCCACGGCCACCACCACCAGUCAUCGCAACCGAGCCGCCGCCAAGCCAAAAGAAGCCAAGCCAAGCCACCACGUCGAGUCACGCCACCACCGCUUGCUAAGGGUGUUCGGGACGUCGCGAGGGUUGGACUUUGGCGCGACGGCGGCCAUUCCGACAGUGUCACUCUUGUUCUUCUAGUAGGCAAAUCUCGCUAUGCAUCGUUCACCGCUGCUGUGCCGACCUCCGUAGAGGAUGCACUUGACGAGGCACCUUAGUUUGGGCGCCAUCUGGUUUCACUGGCGGCAAACUCUGGAAACACCCCUGGUUCGUUGUAUUCCGCGCUUCUGAUGACUUGUCGUCUGCAACGCGAUGGGGUGACAGACGAAGAAGUCGCGUAUUGGGCGCCGUUUAUUACUAGCGUGGGCGUGGGGACGUCUCGCUGUCAAAACUGUCGUCUGUUUAACUGCAGAAUCCGUGGCUUGAUUAGCAGCGGUGUCUUUGAUGAACGCGCAAAUUGGUGCAGUGGGUGACACUUUAUUGAGCGCGUGAUGGUUUCGUUAAGGGAGGCGCUGCUAAGACUCUGGAUAUCGAGAAACAUCUCUAGUUAUACACCAGUUCUGAAGAAAUGUUUUCUUGUUGCUUCGAGCCGAACACUGUGAAACCGCAUUGUGGUGUUAACCUUAUGCCGUAGUGACGUACCGGAUGGCUAUUAGUACGCAGAGUACUGUGUUUCGUCAGCCAGUGUUGUGGACUGAGCAGUUAAAAGCAUUUGGGGGUCCUGUCGAAGGGUUCACAAGUGCAUCUUUUCUACGCAGCAGUGGUGUUUCGGAACGUGGUCUCAGCGGGGGAACUCGACAUCCGAUGAGCUCCGAACUCUAGCUACGCUAUAUUUAUUAUGUUGUGAGAUGCUUAUACUCUGGAACACGGUGAGUGAGGCUGAGAUAGUAAUCGUUUGUAGGUGUUUUUUUUUAACAAAAUCGCCCGUUAGGCGCGAAGAGUAUUUACGAAGUCCGAAACCGUUUAUCUCGCCCAACAGCUACGGAACGCUGGAUAUAUAAGUCAUGUUGUUGUUUCUUUUUCUUCGUCAUAAGAUCUUGGAUUGUAAAAUCACAAGGUUGUCAUUGUUGCCGACAGGUAGUCAUUCAUGUAAAUGUACCAAUUUUUUGUAGGCUGAUUGAUUUCAUGAGAUUUCUUUUUUCUUUUUUGCGGGAGACUGCAGCUAUUGACGCAUCACAUUUGCCGGACUGAUCGCUUUAAGUACUUUCUUCAACGAAUGUAUCCAGUGACGUGAACUCGGGCGCAGAAUAACGACAUGAUCGAAUGCAUUGAACAAGCAGCAGAUGUCAGGGCAGCCUUCUCGCUUGUACAUAGCUGUUAUGUUUGUAUUUUUUUUACCUCACGAGGUCAUACGUUUCGUAGGAUUUAGAUCAUCAGUACACUCACGGAGGCUCAAGGUUCACGGUGCCAACAUAUAUGUAUUUCUGAAGAGCAUGCGUCGAGACAACCGGAGAUGUUUGUUUUUAUCUUAUCAUGAUCGCUUUUUUGUUCACGUUUGUUACGGCUCUCCUGAAUUUUCUUUAUUAUCGCAAACCUGCCUGAACAAUCAACCAAACGAAGCGUUCGCACAAUUUCAGGAGCACGGGUCCAAAAGUAGCCGUAGUGGAUAUUAUCACGCCACGCAACGCGCGCUUGUGCGAAUCAAGAUGAAAAAAAAAAGAACGUCAGCUUGGCCUCGUGGAGCAGCUGCUGCUGUAAAGGAAGUUCCCUACAAAACUUACUAGGGAGAACUCUGCCCCUAGUAUCUACGGCAUCGGCUAGUGUGGUGGUUUAGCUAGCAUAAGAAUUAUGUAUAGUGCUAGGAUAUACCUAAGCUUUGUCCUUCUGGCUUCUUCAAACGUCUUUCUGAGCUUGCGAAUUGAUCGGAUUCUUCAAAAUUGUAACUGCAACAUUUCUCAGCGAUUAUACAUGUGAGUGCCGGCUUCCUGUCACUUGCUGUGCUCAGAAAGCUACGACUGCUCGAACAUUGUUUGAAAUAUAAAGCGUGACUGAUAAAGUCAGGACCACGAUGAUUAGGUAAAUACGCGUAUUACCCAGCAUUGCCAUGGUAUUUGAUGAUGAUUUCAAAAAAAAACGUCCCCUCUGAAUCUGGAAGGCGACAAGUGGUCACGUAGCCUGAGUGAGCUACUCACGUGAUACUACACCGUAAGCUAGCCAUUUGCCUUUAUCUGCUUUAUCUGGUAAAGUUAUCUGUACUCCGUUGACGAUCCCAUCCCCGUCUCUUCCGUGCUUUUGUCUUCCACUAAUGCUCUAAACGUGUCUUGUUUAUCUCGACCACUGGCCAGCUAAAGGCUCGGCGAUUCUGGAAGGUUGACGGUCCCUGUGGCUCCCCGGCUGGGUGAUGCCUUCGUAUUCCAUUACAGUGUAAUAAGUCGUUUCCAGAAUAUUUUUUAAUUUAUUUAUUACUUGCAGCGGGCGCCGUGCGUCGCCCUGUUGCAAAAAUUCGCUCCAGUGUGUUUAUUGUAUUCCGUCAACCAGCUCGGGCAUAAAAAGCCGAGGCACUUACUUUUCAUGCUAUACUGCAAAUUUUUUUCUCGAUUACUCGCUCGCUAUUGUUGAUAGCCGAAUGAUCGUAGCGACAGAGCUCCCUCUAGUAAUUUUUUUGUGUGCGAAACUGUAGGGGCUGCCGUAAGCAGGGAUCGUCAUCGACCCAGCGAGAAAGAGCGUGCCGCUAUAUCAGCGGCGACGUAGCUUCUUCAAUUUCGAGUCGAUGCGUUCGAUCGCGCGUCGAUGCGCGAAGAUCGUGUCGACAACGAGGCAGAUGACUCGGGUUCCCCCUCCACAAUUCUGGUGUUUAUUUUUGGUUGUACGUCGGGUCGGGUUCGUGACUUCUUUCGAUAGUACACGAGAGAGGGGAAGAUGUUAUUUUUGUACUUGAUAGAAGAAAAUGCAAGCCCUGUACAGUUAGUUUGUUCUUCUUUUUUUUUCUUUUUUAAUUUCUUCGUUGUGUACAAGAGCAUUCUCCGAGCGAGGGAAGAAUGUUGUUGCAGUAAUCGACGCGCACAGCGCAUGCUUGAGUGUCUGGGACAAGUGGUGCGCUUAUCUUUUUUCUUUUUUUUUUCAUUCUCCAUUGUUUCGUUUUCCACCUUUCUGGACUGCGAAAGAUUUAUACAGCGACAGUUGCUUUGCGUACGAUAUUGCUUUGCCUUGGGUGACUCAGUGCCUUUUUUUCCCCUCUUUGCUUGAAUUUCAUUUUCGGAGUUCACUGUGAAAGCCAUCGGUGCUCCCUCUUCGAAGAGUGUCGUACGUCAUUCGCUGGGGUGUUUCCAGAGGCCGACAGAAACAGUUGAAAGCGCGCAGUGCAGAUGUCUUUUCUUCUUUUUUUCUUUGCGUGACAACGCGAUGCUCAGUUUGCUUUGUUCGAGAAUGUCUGGGCCAAGUGGUAUUGGAAAAGGUGCGAGGAGAUGGGACCGUUCCCUUAACAACAGUUCUAAAUUAUUGCUUUUCUCGUUUUGUUUUUCUUUAUUGACAUAUACUCAGUGCUGCAUCACUAGAUUUUGAAGGGCACCUUGCCGAACAUCGAUUACUAUCGAUGACAUUUUUUUAUUGCCGUGCAGCCGAUCGUCGGUGACAUUGUUUGUCAGCUGUUUGCGGUGAUGAUGCUGUGGACACAAAACGUUCGGAGUUUUUUAACGUUGUGCCUGAGGUGAUGCGAGACGAAAAUAUUGUUUUCAGUGCCAACGUUGUUUCAGAGAUUGUGGCGUUGUUUAGGAAGAAGAAGUUGAGUGAAUGUAGUUAUGUUAGCUAAGACUGAGCUCAAGGGAGCAGUGGAACAGUCUCUACUAUGGCGCUGACGUAAGACCAACUGUUGCGGAGCAGACAACUCUGGAUCCUUGACAAGAUAAUGUCUUGUUAGUUGAAGAAACGGGUCACAUUGCCCACAGACUAUUAAAUGACGGCUCGUUUCUCCAAGCCGUCAUUUUGUUGGUCUUGACAGCUGACAUAAGUCUAUUGGCUCCGUAGCAGACGACCCACACUUCUUUAACAACCGUGUCCCGGCCGUUCCAAAAGUGUGAGCUAGUGACCGCAGAGAAACAGCGGCUUGUGGUUCUGUUGGCGUGCACACGUUAGGCCUCGACCUUCCCUCUUGACGUCGGCUGACCUUGGCAAGUUUAUGCUGACGUCACGAUUCUAGUACAUCCGCACUGCGCGCUUUGGUGCUGUCGCCGCUGUUCUCUGCUCACGGAGUACAGCGUGCAUCGCUCUCUCAUCUCCGGUACUGCUGACGUCAUCAUUCUCUUUUGGCACUCAAAUCUCUGUCGUCUGCGAGGGAACCCGGAUGUUAUACCACGGGCUGACUGACAAUCGACGCCACUCGGGGGCGCUGCGCAUGCAUGCGCGUGCGCAUGCUUCUCGGAAAGUGACGUCAGCGAAAGGACUGUGCGUAGUUAGUUCCUGUGGUCUCUCAAGCAUUUUUGCUCUUGUUUCAGUUUUAUUUUGGUUUCUUGCUUUUUUUUUCUCUCUCAAUCUAUGUUUCACCGCGCAUUCAGCGUGGUGUGCUCGUGUUGUCUCAGGUUGCGUCGUGCUGUGUUAAACGUGAGUGUUGUGUGGUACUCUAUCGUGUGAAAGCUGUGACUAUGCAAGUUUAGCUUUGCUGCUCCGCCCCCUCUCCCACGCUUCCUCGCCUCCUUUUCCCUUCCCCCUUCCACUGCAAUCCUUCCAGCCAGUCGUCCAUACUCUCGCUUAUGCAGGCGUCCAAAGGCCGAACCUACCGUAUUUCGUCGUCGCAGUGUUGUGUACCGGUUUAAACCUUGGCGCUGGCGUUGCCGUACUAUCGUAGACUAUAGGUGCUCUCCCAGAACGCGCUCCUAGAUCCCGCCUAGCGGCGAUGGCAUCAGACACGGCACAAGUUAGCUGACGCUCCUCGUCGGAACAUAGUGUGCUCAUUGCAUGAGAUGUUCAGGAAUGUGCUGCGUCAUUCCAGGAUGCGGGGUUUCAGUAGGCGCAAAGGCAGACGCACCGUAGACGCACCGUUUGAUUGCCACGUGUAGUUUCUAGCAUAGCCGCUCCUCUGCUGAAUUCGUUCAUAGCAAAGUCGGGUCAAUAGCAUUUGCCAUGGCUUGACCUUCAACGGCCUCUUACGAGCUCGUGCGGAGAAAACUUGCCACAACUCUGCGGCGUCCCUUCAGCGGCUCGUGAGCGAAACCUACUGGAGAGCUCAGGUGAUCUUCAGCGUAUAGUUAGGACUGUUUGUGACUGCCUUGCAGCCGCACUUUGGCAGAGGAGAAUAUACAGAGGGAAAGGUGGUGAUUAACAGAAAGGAGUCUGCCUUGCUACCCUGCGAAGAAGAGAGCAGAGUGAUAUCUGCGUUAAAGGGGAGAUUAAAGCGUGCUAAGUAAUGCACACGACGGUUCAAACCACGUUUCGUGCCAUCGCUGUUAAGCAUCAAACAUCAAUAGCUCCUCACCCUCAAGACACGUGCUCGUUCACGUACUCCUUAUAAGACCCUAUUCCAAGACGAGAUGUUCUCUGACCUCUUCUGACGUCAAUUCCAUUCUUAUAUUCGCCCUACGUAUAAAAAAAAGAAAAGAGUACCUGCCGACCUUCGUAUAUUGUGCCCAUCGUCCGUACGGUGUAGUUGGCGCAUGCGCGCUGGCGACGUCGCGUCGAGUCUCAUUCCAGACGUCUUGCUCCAUGUCCACGCCCUUCGCGGUUGCCCACAGUUGUAGCCGUGGUGCAUACAUUUUUUUUUUCUUACGAUUCCAUUCUGUCCAUCGCAUUCCGUCAUUUGUCUCGUGAUCUGCAACCUGUCACAAGACACAUCCCUCUACAUCGUGCCCUCUCGUAGAAGGAUGUCUCCUAGCGCCAUCUGGCUCUCGCCCAGGUGCUGCGUUAACCCCGGCGAAAGAGGUUUAAAAAAAAGUAUUCUUCGGGAUGAAGUAGACGUGUAGUGCACCUUGGAAGUCUCCUCCUCCUCUGACAAAGCGGCAACCUUUGUAGCCACGUUACCAAUCACGUGAUCUCCCACGGAUUCUUACAGAGCGAGCUGUUAUCAAAGUUCGGAUCUGUUAAUUUCUAUUUUGCUUUAUUUCACCGGAAUAAUUUAGCUCCUCGGGCGAGAAGUUCAACAUCCGUAUAUGCCCAUGUGGCUUUCUAUACUACUUCCAGCACUCAGUGAUAAUGUCAAGCUUGUUGAUGAGAGCACAGGUGCAGUUUUUGUUUUAUUUGUUUUCUGCUCAAAACAUUCCAUCUAUCGAUACUCUCGCGGGCGCGCCUUCCUUUUUGGAAACACGUUGUUUUGGAAGAAGCUUGACGCCAAGUAGUCGUAGCGGAGCUCCUGACGGAAAGAUGCAACAAUGGCGGGGAGCUUUUUUUGCUUAGUAGCGAAUCGCGAACGCUCAUAAGCGUCAGCUACGAAUGUGAGAUAUCCACGUUUCCGGAAACAACGGUCGUUCAGAGAUAAGCAUACAUGAAGAGGAAGUUUGGGCUUUCAACCAAGCUCGCUAUGACCCAAUCUUGCAUGAGCGUUGAUUGAUUCAUUGAAUGAUAAUGAAAUGUUAGGAACUUUUGGUGCCGGCUUUUCCGCGACGUUUGAUAGUCAGAUGACGUGCGACGUUCAGCGAUAGAACAUUAGCGUUACAGCUACAUGCAGAAUCGUUCAGCGUGAGUGUGGGGUCAAACAAACGGACACUGAGAAAGCAGGCUUCUGAUAUUGGACCAACAACUCGCUACAAAGGUUCAUGAAAAACUUGUAACAUGCUUACGUACGUUACUGGGCUCUUGUUACUUCAGUCAGUAAAACUGGCUGACUGAUGGCAGAAUUUAACCAAAAGAGUUAAACGACAUCGAGGAAAUUUUCCCUUUCACGAUGGUUCACGAUUAACGAUUGAGUACUAGGAAUAUUGGAUUUGAUUUAUUUAACGAUGUUGGACAUAUUUGCAAGUUUUUUUGUCGUCGUUUUUUUUUUCGCAACAAUUGCUUUUCAAAUGACAAGACAAGAAUAUGACAUGAUAAAAUAAAGAAAGAAAGUAAGAAUUCCACUGGACUCAUUUGCGAGACGUAGGCUUUGAAUUAGUAAAUUUUAGUGUGUCGAGAAUCAAAAAGUUGAGUGAAGGGAAAAGAGAGCUACCGUAGCAUUGACAAGUCUUCUAACUCAACAGUUGCUAACCACAGUUACGAAGACAACUUUAUUCAUUCAAAAGUCAUAGUUUACGUAGCUACCAUCUUGGCCUUAGACGACCAGUCUAGAAAUGGGCCGACGCAAAACUUUCUUUUUUUUUAAAUACUAGGUAAUACAGCAAGUGUUAAAUUUUUUGUAUACACUCAUGCGAGCGCUUAGCAUCCUAUGUUACAAUUCUUUACAAACCCUUUUUCAUAAAUAUUCUGUUCGACUACCAACCGGUUGCGGUAGAGAAAUUCGGGUAUAAAAUAGCCUAGCAACUUCUUUUCUGUGUGUUUUACAUUACCUUCUUCGAAACAAUAUACUUGAGGCAAUGAACAAUAUGACCAAGUGCUUUCUGCCAGGAUACGUCACUGCUUCAGGACAAUGAAAGAAAGCAUAAAUCUUUAUUUCAUUGUCCUGAAGCUCUAAUCGCAGGUGUCCGUUGUAGGUAACGUGUCAUUACUAUAGCUUCACAGAUUUGCCAGCUUCUGUCAGCGCUUCCCUGCGUCGUAUUUUUCCUCUGAGAACCAGGUUGGGACGUCUCAUUGUUAAUUUAAAUUUGGCGCUUACCUCUGUUCCUGGCUCACAAAAAGCCGCAGCUAUAGCGCACAUUUAAACAAGCGUUCAACUAAAGAGCAUUGCUUCGCGCUAGUGUCGUCGACAACGAAAAAGAUAAGAAAGACCCAAGACAAGGCACUAUAAAUCAACGAAGCCUAUCUGCGUAUUUCUCGACUCGCAAGCAGAAACCUCCUCCCAACUUGCACACCAGUCCAGGUGCAUUCGUAGAGACUACCGUGUACUUCAAUUAUUUCUUAUUUUUCAAAGUUCGUUUGCAGGAGAGGGAUACGCAAGAAUCCUUGCGUUAUGGUCAAGAAUGACACUAUGCCGGCGUAAUGGGAAGUCCCUUGGAAGCUACCAAUUGUUUCGUACAAGGCGCAUCGUGUACAAAUGACCAAAAAGAAAAUGCCUUCGACAGUCACGCGAAGCAUUUUUUUUUUUUUUGGUCUCUUCAAACUGGGAUCUAGGCUAUGUAGUGUCUACCCGUAGUAGUAGGCCGUUUUACAUAGUGACUGUGUACUGUUGUGUUUUGUCGAGUUUUUAUUCACACGCAGCGUGGCAUACGCUUGUCAGAUGAGCUGUCCAUUAUGACUCCGAGCGUAAAGUGAGAUGACAUCUAGUGGUCGGACAACGUAAUAGGACCAGUGGGUUCCUCACGACGAUCUGGUCUAGGAUCUGGUCUAGGAGUUCGAGCGUCAAUUACACGCAAACACAGCUCUAAGAUGGCUGUUUCGACACACCACAUGAUGCGACAAGAUUUGGAAAGGACCAAACUUUGCGGGAAAGGGAAGCGCUUGACGUCUAUUGUCCUAGCUUCUAAUAUAUAUCUUCUUCUUUUUUUUCAUUGAUGGCAGUUGUUGUCGCGUAGGGUGCACAAAUGAACAUGAGAGGAUCUAAACGUGGUGCCGUAGGAAGGUGUCUGAUUCUUGAAGAUUAAUCAUGAGACCAAUCACCAUCUGUCAACUUUGGCGUCUGUCAAUCACUUCGGCCAAUCACUUCGAACCUGUGUGUUCCCGGUUGGCAUGACAACCAAGCCAAUCAACGCAGUUAUUUCAGCCCAGAGCCUAAUGUAUAUCACUACGAUGUUUUCCUGGGUGCCAAUUCCUUCCUGACCUCAAAUCGUGUUCUAUACGUCGGUGUCUACCGGUUAUAUCCUCGAAGAAUACGUUUCUUCGUUGGGGGCAGUGAGCUUGGGCAGUGAACUGCCAGCAGGUGCCGUUGGGCUUUAUGCUAACUGCCCGUAUUUUCCCCGUACGUACCCUUGGCAAUCAGCAUAUCACGUCAAACGAACAACAGGUAAAAAAUAUAUAUAUCUGUAUAUGCCGCCUUUGUGGGACCUACUCGCCGUAUUAACCUAAACUCUACACGUGUUGAUGUCCGGCGGUUGUAGCUGUAGCGUGUUCCUUCCUCGCAGGCAGCGGUGCACUGUGGCAAACUGUGGUUUGACGAAGCUUCGUGAACGUAGCGUCGUCUUGUAACCGUAUCCUCUCAGUAACGCUAGCAUAAGCAAGUUAAGUUAUUUUACUGAAAUAUUUCCGGCUGCCCAAGAGCCUUCGAUGAAAAGUUGGCAAUUCACAGUUGUCAUUUUUUGCGAACUUCCGUUAAAGCAGUGUCAAGAUUUGUUCGAAUCCGCUAAAGGUGUUAGUAAAUGAGCUCAAGUCUAUUACGAGACAAAAUUGCCACCAAUUUCCUCUCGCGAUCCGGUAUCUACUAAAGGUGCAUGUUUUUUGCGCUAUACGACCCGAAAGGUGCCUAGAUCUUUGGGGAAAUCUUCCAAAACGUCGCCAUUUUUUGGCAUUUAUAUACAAGUAUGUAACAAAAAAUGCGUGUUCUCGCGUACGAAUGAAAACUAAAAAUGGAGAAAUUUAUACUAGGAAUACAAAAUCGAGACAUCUUUUUUUUUUCUCAAACAAAAGAGGUGUUAGCAUGCUUGAUUUGGAAUAUCAUCCAGGUGCUGUAAAAAGCUUCGAGACUUUUAUUCCAUUGGUUGCAGUGAUUGUUGAAUUGGGCCCUUCGAUGAAAUCCCAUCGACGAUAUUCUUCCAUUUCUUGUGUCCAUGCUUGAAUUUUCCUGCUCCUUUUUGAGUGGUUCACGACGGCACAAAUAUGAACCUGUACCUGAUUCUUGGAAAGAAAGCGUCGCAGUUGGAGAACGGUUCGCCCUCGUCCGAGGUGUCGAACCCGGUAACAUCACCUGAUUGGUACAGUUGGUAUGAAUGAACUGAGCUUGUCAGGAAACUAGCGAGUGCGAAUUGGUCGACAACUCAAAGUACCGGAAUAUUUUAAGCAAAUUAGCUCUGCAAAAAUCCGCUAGGCAAUGGAAUGCAGAUGAAAGGAAAAUUUGGCAUUCAGUUUGAAUUCCAACUUUCAGCUUCGGGAAUGUAACUCCACCUAUUGGAUUUCCGUAGAAGUCAUCUCAUUUAGGAUGCUGCAAGAACAUCUCAGAGAAACGGUUUCACAUCCGCGUCGGGGGGCUACUAAGAUCUUCAAUAAAUACGGUGUUAUCUUGGCUUGAAGGUCAAGCCUGAGUGUAUUAGCUAGAACAGCUUUUAUCUUGAUACUGUGGGAAGCGAAAAUAUCGCGCUGUGACCUUUGCGGCCGUUUUGCUUUCGAUUGAUCUUCUUCACACGUCUGACCUAGAGCUGCGUUCCAACCCGGAUCAACCGAACACUGCUAUAUCAUGGCAACGUCUCGAGCGAGCACUUUGAAAACAGUACAUGAAGCAGUUCGUUUUUUUUUUUUUUUUUUUUUGAAACCACCUUGUAAGUGCAUUUCCCAGAACGUGUUUCUUCAUUCCUAGUUGCGUGCAUAAAUUUUCUCAAGUAAGUUGGCGCUAAAGGGGAGUGUAGAUAACUCGACUUUAAAAGAAAAUUGUAUAUCAAUGAUCUGUGAUGUAGCGUGCACUGUUUCUCAUAUACGUGAGAUAUCCGGUAUUCGAGAGCGAAAGAGAGAGAGACCGUUGCCGCUUGUCCUUGCAAGUCAGCAAGCCAGCGUUGAAAUCACUGUUGUCAGGAGCAAAGCGGCGGCCAUGUAAUCGACGUCCGCCGCGAUAACUGUUGAACUUGGUGUCGCCCACCUCUUUCCUUCCAAGUGACGUCACGCGAGGUAUGCGGUGACGUCAUUUCCGGCGUGUAACCUCCUCGGCCUCUUCUUCCUCCUCCUCAACGGUGCGAGUGUUUAUGCUUCUCACUUUUCGGCGUGGUGAAAAGUCACGCCUUCGUUCGUACUUGACCGAAGCCGAAAAGUCGAGUCGCCGUGCUCGUCUAAACCAGCAGGAUUGUGCCACUGCUUGUUGUGUAAAGGUCUUCGAUGGAAUUUGCGCUCCGUUUGACCGCCUCGCUGUUGUCGGUGUCACGACGUACGACGCGUCGCUGCUUUGGUCGUUCGCCAAAGGUUGGCGACGUCGAAGUUGGCGGCGCCAGGAUUAUGUACCACUAUACAGCCGUCGUGUGAUUUGCUGGGCUUUGUUCAGACGCAGCUUUCGCUUGUCUCGUGAUUGGUCGAUUGAACUGCGCUAAACGAUGCGCUAAACGAGUUUCAGAUAACGUUGUCUCGGAAGCAGUGUAUUUUUUUUUAUCUCACGCAUACUGUGCAUACUGAAAGUUUGUUUUUGUUUUUGUGAACGCUUGUGUAAGGCCUGUCAAAUAAGAAAUGCAAUCUCGCAAUUUCUAGCCAAACGCAUUCCUUGUCAUGUACUAGCACGGAGGUUAUUUUUGCAUUGCUUCUUGUCAAGGCGACAGAGGCUGUCAUUAUGUCAGUGAAUUUCUGAAACGAAAACUGGCAGUGCAUGUUUUUGCUGUUGUUCAUCUGACAGAGUAUGUGAAUCAUCGGUUGCUAUGUAAACAUGCAGGAAUGGCGUUCAACUCCACGUUGAGCGCCACUCUUGAGAGGCUGGCGAUGCCGUCGUCGAACCUGUGCCGUAAUUAUAUGCCCGUGUAUCUUGCUUGAGGUCAGACACGUAUUCUGUGGGCGCAUCGGCCAAUGUCAGAUGAACUUUGUGAAUCUGGGCACGAAGGUCGUCAUAGCCAAAGUUUGGCGUGUGUAAUUUACUUAGGUUGCUAUUGCCGACACAGUGCUAUUCCGCUACGAUCUUGAAUUGGACCGUCAUCUUGUUGGCCCUGAUUGGCUCAAAGGACGCCUACGUAUUCUUUGAGUGGCGCAGAAAGCAAUCAGGUGUUCUAAAACAAGGCGGACUUGAGUCGUGUCUAAAAUAGCACCCCUGCAGCGCCAUACGUUGUUCAAGAAGGUUAUGAUGACUUCUCGCGCGAGUAUUCAGCCGCCUGUAGCGGAGCUUUAUAAAAGCUCUUGAUGAAUCUGUCACCCUUUCACAGUAAGGUUUGAUUUGAGAACUUGUAUGCUUGUGUCGGUCAUCAGCAAGUGGCAAUGUACUAUCCGUCUGCACAGCCAACUUUUGUGCUAAGUUUUAUUUUAUUACACACUCUCUUCUUUAGAGAAAACCGAUCAUAACCUAUCUCAGAAGCGUUACUUUUUGUCGAUCACCCAUACCCUUAUCGACAAGCGUUAGCUGCGUUCGAAACCGGCCCAACUGUCGUUUCUGCCGCCGACUGGGAAUGUGAUUGCCCAGGGAUUAUUGCGCUGAUUCUCUUGUACGCGAGUGUACGUGUUCAUAUGCAUUUCUCCGAAUCACUGCUGCUUACUGAAAGCGCGGUUUCUCGAAAGUCAUUCACGCGACGAACUGCCCGUCUGUGUUCUAGCUCCACAACGAUCAUUUUCAGGCUAGGGCUGGGCAGCGAACUGGCAAGCACGCUUUUAUAUGUUACGGAAAGUCGCUUCUGAUGGCAACCACUUCUAUUCUGCGUUCUCGCGACUCGUAGAGAGUUUUAGGUGACUGGGAACCUGAGCAACAGGCCUGACGUUCCUGCGCACAGUGUCCCUUCAAGCGCAUUGCGCAUGCGCAAGGACAUCGCGGCCACAGCGCAAACUGUUCCGUAGCAGGGUCCACACUCAUCUAUCGUCCUCUCUCUUUCUCCAGUUAUUUGUGUGGCGCUGCAGGCAAUUCAUGUUUUGUAUACCGCUGCAUUCAAAAAACUUCAUAGGGAGUUUUAGCUUAGCGCAACUAUAGGAUAUCGUUACGCAAGCCGUUUAUUUCAUGCUGUUUCCUAACGUCGAAAAUGUGGAUACAACGCUUUCAACUUUUAGUCGGUUUUCACGCGUACGUGGCAGAGUAUCAGGAGAUAAUGACGCUGUCCGAAAUUGUCUGAUAUGUAGUCUUCCUAGACGAGAUACAAGCGGGAUUCCACGAUAGGCAAAUAACACUAAUUGGGCUUCCACCUGGGGCCACAUGCCGAAGCCGAAGCGGACCGUGCAUGAACUCCAAUUUUUAUGCGCUGCCUCAUAACCGGGUAGUAAAUAUGGCUCUGAAAAUUGCGUUUCUCUAAACCUUCCCAAUAAGCACGUGUUCUUAGCACAAUAUCGGCCUGAUUCUAUGCCUAUGACAUGGGCUCUUUCGUAUUUAUACGCCGAAGUAUAUAUACUGUGCGUGGAGCUCGUAGCAUGACGCUGGAAGUGCGAUUGGAACGCCGGUAUAUUAGAGAGCUUUAGUGCACCGCAAGUAUGCCCCCGCUCACAUCAACACCUUACAUUAGCGGGAACUAGGAAUCGAAUGCGGCCGGGCCUGAAACGUUAAUGCAGUGUCGGCCGUGUACAUCUUCCUAUUUCCUGGUAAUGCACGUAGUGCGUACGUAUCGGCAGUGCGCUAAAACUCCCCAAUAUUCCGGCGCUACGAACGCCCUACCGAACACUCAUUCUACGGGCUGCACGCACUGUAAAGGCAGUACUGGAAAUUGCUUGGAGGCAAUACCCCGAAGUCGAAGCAUGCAGCAUGUCCAGCUGUGCAGAAGCUUCCAUUGUUGUGGGGCACUGCUGUAGAACGCCCCAGCUGUCACUUUGGAGGUCGCCUACCGCUGCGAAAAAAAAAACACAUGUUCGCGCGCAAGGACGAAAGAAAUGCUGAGCCGAACGAGCACUAAGGCUACGCGGUGUAACCGAUGCCGCCUUCCUUUCGCUGCCUUCCUGCUGUACUUUUAUUUUGCUUUCUUAUUUCGACUUUUUAGAUCGGCCAUCGGCUCGUUCCAAAUGCAACAAGAGUUCGUUCACUCUUGCAGCUUCCGUAGAUUUUUUUUUUUUUUUCGCAUCGGUCGCUUCAAAGUUUGAAGAGUUAUGCGUGUUAUGACAUUUACUUGUCAGAGGAACUUGUUUGCUUUCGUUUAACAUUAAAGCUAAUUCCGAAGUCGGCUUUCUUUCUUACUUUAGCUUCUUCUUCCUUUGCUAAUUUCUGUCUUGGGCGUGUUGCUCCUGUGGCUUUGGACAGAAGCAAUUAUCUUGAAUAUAACUUUCUUCCUUUCCCGCUCCGAAUUAUUUCAACCAGUCUCUUAGAGAAACCGGGGAUUUUUCUUUUCUACUUCUUUUUUUUUUCUAGGAGAUCGGAGCGUUUAUCAAAAUAAGUUCGGCGACGCCUUACGUCGCCAUCUUGCGUCGCCAGAGGGAGACACUUGCUUCAGGCAGGGUUUCAUUUUCCCAGCCUUUAUUUGUUCCGGCAGAGAGAAGCAAUGUUCUUUUCCGAUGAAGUGCUGAAAUCGAAGGUCACAGAGUAGUUAUAGUCGGGUCCGUUCCCCUGUCACACGACAAUUAAAUUCUGCUUUAAGAAGCGGAUGUUAAUCUCUAAUCGUUCAUUUUAUGACGUGGUCCUCCUGCCUGAACGAAGGCACACACAAAGAAAUGUCAAGUGAGGAUGCGUACUGCGACUUUGAAACGAAGGACAAAUGCCACGCGUCGUUGCUCUGUUUUACCGCGUCCACGUGUGCUUUCUCUCUCUCUCUCUUUCAUAGCAACGUUCCAACGCCUGCGUUUCUCUGUGGGGUCAUUGUUCCGUGUCAUUACUCGCCCUUUUAGAGGACUCUAAUGUGCCAAAACGCGUCUGACUGGCUUAGCUGAUCAGAUGCGACACGGAGUGAUACUGAGGUUCUUGUCUAUGUUCCUUCAUCUUUAGGUCCGUUGUUGCGAUUCACUCGCCUUCCACUAUAGCGCCACGUUAGAGUGACUCGUAGUAUUUUCGGUAGAACGCGGCCUUUCGUCUCUACUUUCACCAGUUUAUACUAUAUCUGCGAGAUUCCGACUUCUACGUUUAUUUUUCGUUCUCCAGGUAUUUGCUAGAAAGAGAUGUUUCGCACUGUCCCAUUCGAGUUUUAUUUGGCCGUGAUAACACGCCCUCGGCGUAAGCUCUUUGACUCAGGCAGAAGAACGUCCCAAAGGCAACCCACCCACACGAAUUGUAACUCCUUCAGUUGUACAUCGCUGUAUGUUAUUUGUUUGGUUAAUCUCCCGCCUUCCACUGCCAUAAAGCUUGCCCCCCCUCCCCCCCCCCCUUUCUAGUAUUUUUUUUUUUUUUUGCUCCUUUGUGUGAGCGAUCGCUUUUCGGAGCAUUCUUGCGAAAUGCUUGCAGAAGGCACGCAAGGGAACGCAGCGACACCGCGAACCUGCAUGAAACACGUCGGCGAUUUCGCAAGGUGGACGUAGCAAAGAAAGAGCCACGUAAGACGCGAACACGUUUGACUCGGCGUCCGCACCCGACCGCCUUGUCCACCGAGAAUAGAUUUUCCCCUUCUAUCAGGCGACAAUCGAACAACUUCUUCGUGGAGCCUACACUCCGCACUCCCCCGCUCUACCAACCGCUGUGAGCAGGGCUUGAACAUCUAUGGUCCAUUGUGCACUCCGCAGGCCAUUGUUGUACACCGGUUGCAGCCCAGCGUAGACAGCGCGCAAACGCGAGAGAAACCCAGAACCGCUGCUCGCCCGUUGUGACGGAUGCGAAUACACUGCGCAGUGCGCGUUAGGAGAGCGAGUUAGGUUGCGAAAAAGUACGUUCGUGUAACCCCGACUCCCGCAAGUUUAGAAAUAAAGUGAGAGGCACUCAGGGUCGGGUUCGCUAUCUGCGGUAGAAUAACUAAAACAUUCUGGCAAUGAUUCGCAUAUUUGACGCAGGAAAGUCGAUCGCUUCGACUGACGACCAUUCUUAGACGCAACAACCUCAAGUACCCCGGGGGCCUGGGGGCUUUCCUCAGAGUUAUUUAUUUUAAGAGUCCGUUGAAAACUUAUAGACGCAUUGAGUCGGGUGGUUUUAAGAUUUUCUAUAUGCAAACGUCCUGUGAACUAAUGACAUUAUACUUUUUGUCGAUAAAUGUCUGUGGAUUUGCCACGAACAACCCGCUCAGAAGUCCGUGGUCCAAAGUAGAUGAAAGGAAGUAGGCGUGUCAAUGCCACUCAUCUCUGUAGACAGUACAUAGAAUUUACGAAGCCGGAUUGGAUGAGUGCAUAAGAAAACAGUACGGUCUGCAGGAAGUCUACAGAAUACGUCUACAGAAUAUCUGGCCUUAUCUUUAGCUUUAUGGAGGUUAGAGUGGUUGAAACAGCGUUGACAAGUUACCUUUGCGAUUACCUACUUUGAGGCAUCUUAAGAAAACAUGCUCGUCUCAGUGCAGUGUUUGCGCUGCAGAGGGAAAUUGGACGACUCGUAGCGGUAGCGCUUAUGUUUAUCACUCAGUUCUAAAUAAUCGUGGUAUUUUUGUUUAUUUGUUUAUUUUUUGGCCUUUCUUAUUUUGUCCUAAAUUGUGGGGCACGAACUUUGCCACGAGAAAGUUCUUUCAAGUUAUAAAACUAAGUUUAGGCAGUCUGGAUACCCUUAGAAUCUUAUUGUAGACGUUAUUGACUUCCUUCAGACAUACUGCUGUCUAUAUAAAAAAAAGUUUCUCCCAUAUCGGUUUUAUCCGGUUUACACGUGGUCCAUGCGCCUCAAACGAUCUGUUCCUAAAUAUUCUACCGGGUAAACAACAGACGACAUUAACUACCCUGUAAUACCGGUCAACAUUAUUAGUCGUGACAUAGGUUCGCGUACUUCUUACAGAGCUGAUAGACGUUGUAGCAGCUAGUCUGUAGGAAUAAGGAUUUGUAAGGUGGCACUUGUUUGCUUUAAUCCUAGUUUGCGAUCAAUUCCGUCAGAUGGCGUCGCCUUCGCUGCCCAGUCCUUCGACCACGCUUGUAUCUCUCUGAAUUCAGAGGCGUCCUUGAGCUUCUCGCAUAACAGAUAUGUCCGCUGUGUUCGCGUUCUCGACUCGUUUGGCCUUAAGCGAGAGAUAUGUGUACAAUAUAUGAAUCGUUGCUUAGUGGCUAGGUCUAUUUUUUUUUUUUUUUCGUGCGACUGUGGCUUCAGGUGCGAAGUGUGCAUGUGUGAGCUUUCGUAUUGUUGUUGUUGUUGCCGCUGCUGCUAUUUGUUGGUUUAUGUUGUCUGUUUGCUUGUUUGUUUGUUUGUUUGUUUGUUUGUUUGUUUGUUUGUUUGUUUGUUUGUUUUAUAAACAUAUGCAUUUUUAUUACGCGUUCACGUGAGAAAUGAACACAUGUCACCUCCCCCGACCCCCGACUCUUUUUUAUCCACUUCACACAAAAAUACGAAAGUAUGGAAAGACGACGAUAAAAUAUUAAAGAAAAAAACACGAAAAAAAAACAACAAAACACUUGAAACGACUAGAAACACACGAGACAACAUUUGUUGAUAUGACGCAACCGCAGAGAGUAAUAUAUAUAUUUUCUAUGGGUCUGUCCCAUUUGUUGACAUAUAUUUCUAUAGUGGUGAGACGGCGUUCGUUCCACAUCGUAUCGGUAUAGUGUAUAUUAUAUAUAAUUAUAUAUAUAUACAUAUAUCUAUACAUGGAUAUAUAUAUAUAUACAACUACCUAUAUACAGAAUGCCGCAUAUGGACAUGCAGAAAAGACGUGUUGUUCCAGUUUCUUGGAAGAUAUUUGCUGUUGUCAAAUAAAAAUGUUUCGAAGCUC